Aureobasidium melanogenum CBS 110374 is the source of this 1404-nucleotide messenger RNA. RefSeq lists its product as uncharacterized. Lineage: Eukaryota; Fungi; Ascomycota; Dothideomycetes; Dothideales; Saccotheciaceae. The transcript has 3 exons. Bases 1 to 1404 code for a protein of 467 amino acids. The record is from RefSeq and is a predicted model, not a curated record.
AUGUCUCUUCAACUUCUCUGCCAAUUAUCAAUCGCUGACCCAACCACAGAACCCGAAGAGUCCGAUGACCACUUCUCAGAUGCUUCCGAAGGCACUGCGUCAUAUCCCCCUGCCAUCACCGGUCGUAACCGUGCUCUUUCCAUUCCCGUAACCCGCGUUGAGAAAGUAGACGACGAGCCCAGACAUGGCGAGGUUCCCGGCACUGAAGCCUACAACAUUAGAUCUCAAGACGCCGUACCUGACGAGAUUGAGAUUGUCCCCGACGGCACCAGAAGCCGCAGCACUUCACGGGUUAGCGAGUCUGACAGACCUGUGACUCCUGGUGGCACUCCAGUUCCCCAUCUUGUUGUCGAAAAAGUCGAUCCAAGCGCCCCUAGCCAUGGCGAUGUUCCCGGCACAGAUGCAUACGAGAUGCGCACUGCCGAUGCUCAACCCGACGAAGUCAAGCAGGCCCCUGCCUCGUCAAGUGCCCCUCUUGAGCAGACCUCCCAAUCCGAUCUCCCCAACCAACCCAAGACCGACACUACCACCAUACAACCAGCAGAGGAAAACGAAGACGACUUUGACGACUUCGAUCAACCACAAACACAAAACAACAAUCAUGCCGACAACGACGAUGAUGCUUUCGGUGACGACUUUGACGACUUUGAAGAAGGCGGCGCAGAUCAGGCAGAUGGAGAUGAGGAUGACUUUGGUGACUUUGACGAUGGCUUCCAACAAGCAGAAGAGCCCGCCGUUCCCGUACCUCCUCCUCAACCUCCCAAUCUCAAUUUCGCGGAUCUGCAGACCUCGGACGAUAUACUGUCGGCCAUGUCGCCCUAUAUGUCUGAACUUUUCCCUGAACUUUACGACCAAGAAACUGCAUCCACAGACAAGUCAGCCACCCUGUCUACUGAUCCUAUCCUCACCGACCGUAGUGCGUCUCUCUGGUCUCAACUUGUUGCUCCUCCUCCAUUGCAACCACCAAACUGGAUCCGCAGUCGCAUUCGCCGCCUGUUCCUGGUGUCCCUUGGUGUCCCUGUCGACCUGGACGAGAUUUUGCCCGCCAGCAAACAAAAGAAAUUAGUCCUACCCAACAUCCACUUGCCAGAACAGAAGAAAGAGGAUGAAAAAGCCAAGCAAAAUGGUAGUAGCAGCUCUACUGGAGGACGGAAGGGUCCUGCACCUCCGCCAGAGUUCAACGCCAACGAAGCAGCAAUGCUUGCCAAGACGACUGAUACAGCCACUGAGGCUUACUCUGAUGAAGAGCUAAAGGCACACGUGAAGAGGCUGGAGGAGCUUAUCAAAGAUGCUAGCACGGUGCUUGAGUACUGGAUGAAGAGGAAGGAAAGCGCUGUAGGCGAUAAGGAGGCAUUCGAAGGUGUCAUUGAAAAUCUUGUUGGCUUUGUCAAGAGUCGACGAUGA